This is a messenger RNA of Dioscorea cayenensis subsp. rotundata (Guinea yam), 944 nucleotides long. Its product is annotated as 60S ribosomal protein L19-3. The record is from RefSeq and is a predicted model, not a curated record. Gene Ontology annotation, cellular component: ribosome; cytosolic large ribosomal subunit. Lineage: Eukaryota; Viridiplantae; Streptophyta; Magnoliopsida; Dioscoreales; Dioscoreaceae. Gene Ontology annotation, molecular function: RNA binding; structural constituent of ribosome. Gene Ontology annotation, biological process: translation. The coding region runs from base 87 to 707 and encodes 206 amino acids. The transcript is spliced from 5 exons.
UAGCCACGCUUAUAAGGUCAGUGGUCUUCCAAGAAACCCUAGCCGCUCUUCUGCCCCUCAUAGACAAACCCUAGCGAAGAGGAGCGAUGGUGUCGCUGAAGCUGCAGAAGCGGCUCGCUGCGAGCGUUCUCAAGUGCGGCAAGGGGAAGGUGUGGCUCGAUCCCAAUGAAUCCAGCGAGAUCUCUAUGGCCAACUCUCGCCAGAACAUUAGAAAGCUGGUGAAGGAUGGGUUCGUCAUCAGGAAGCCCACGAAGAUCCACUCUAGGUCUCGUGCUCGGAGAGCUCUCGAGGCAAAGAGGAAGGGUCGCCACUCUGGAUAUGGUAAGCGCAAGGGUACAAGGGAAGCUAGGCUGCCAACUAAGAUUCUUUGGAUGAGGAGAAUGCGUGUUCUUAGGCGCUUGCUUCGCAAAUACAGGGAGGCAAAGAAGAUUGACAAACACAUGUAUCAUGACAUGUACAUGAAGGUUAAAGGUAAUGUUUUCAAGAAUAAGAGGGUGCUGAUGGAGAGCAUCCACAAGUCAAAGGCUGAGAAGGCAAGAGAGAAGACUUUAUCUGAUCAGUUUGAAGCAAAGCGUGCCAAGAGCAAGGCUAGUCGGGAAAGGAAGAUUGCCCGGAGGGAGGAGCGCUUAGCUCAGGGCCCUGGUGAGCAACCUGCACCUGCACCCACCUCACAGCCUGCAGAAGCACCUAAGAAGUCGAAGAAGUGAUCGAGGACACGACCACAAGCUUCGACCUGAUGUAGCAUCUCCAUGCAAAUUACUUUUUGAUGAUGAUGUUGACUUUGUUACAGAUUUGCUUCUUUAGUUUAUUUCUUUAUGCCAAGAAAACUGUUUCAGACACUAAUUCUUGCUUUGAACUUGUUUCUAUUAUUCUCUUCCAUGUUUGUUCACAAAUUCCCUAAUGUUUAUUGGAGUUAAAAAUCAAUCUGUCUGUGUUUGUGGUUU